AUGAAAAGGCUAUUCCUGGAACAUUUUUUCCCUCCCACCAAGACGAACGCGCUAAAGAAUGAGAUCAGUGGUGCAAAUCAGGAGUAUGAUGAGUCCUUAAGCGCUUACUGGACCAGAUUUAGGAGAUUGGUGGAUAGUUGCCCAAACCACAAGUUUACUGAGGGUGACUUGUUGCAGUAUUUCUACCAAGGGAUGACCGUUGACACUAAGAAUUUGGUGAACUCAGCAAGUGGAGAGGGAUUUUCCCAAAACACGGUGAGUGAAGCCAAAAGAUUAAUUCAACACUUGGUGGAAGCUACGAGGGAGUAUGAGGAGCCGCACAUCCAACAGCUCAAGAAAGCUGCUCAAGCUAGUUCAUCAGAUUUUGAGGAGAAGUUCGAAGCAAGGAUGGGAAAAUUGGAGAGAAUUUUGAGCACUAUGGUGGAGAAAGUCGCAAUGGCUGGACAACCACCAGAAAAGCCAUGUGGAGCAUGUGGCAAUGUGCAGCAGCUUCAACAGUCUCAUGCAGAUCAAAAGGUGCAGAUAGAGGGGUUGGCUCGUCAAGUGUCUCAGCUCGCAACAUCCGUGAAUCAACUCAAGGGCCAUCAAGGAAAAUUGCCAUCGCAAGUCCAAGUGAAUCCUCAGGAAACUGUGAACUUGAUCACCUUGAGAAGUGGCAAAGAAUUGGAUGAACCACCAAUCAAGAAAGUGGAAAAAGCUCGAGAAGGCGAAUCUGGCGAGAGCAACUGUUUGCCCAAACAGAACGAUUCUGAAGAACUAGUGCUCACUGGAGGUCAAUCUGGAAAUACGUCUCGUUUGCCCAAACAGGACGGUGAGUCCGAAGCUGUGCAGAAAGGAAGGGAGGCAGAACGAGAAAGUGUUGAAGAUGAUUCGACCAAGGAGGAACCAAUACUGAGCCUCCGCGAUCCUAAGUUUGUGCCACCAGUACCUUUCCCAAGAAGGUUAGCAAGGAAGAAGCCUGAGGAAGAGAUCAAUGACUUCAUGAAGAUAUUUGGAAAGUUGGAGAUUAAUCUUCCUUUCCUCCAAGCACUCAAACUCCCUCAUCUGAGCAAGUUUUUGAAGGACUUCAUCGAUGAAAAGUCUAAGAAAUCUGGAAAGAUUUUGGUGGCUACUAAGUUGGUGAUUCAGUUGGCUGAUGGGUCACGUGUUCAUCCUGAGGGUCUUCUAGAGAAUGUUCUAGUAAAGGUGCAUGAUUUUGUUUAUCCUGCUGACUUUUAUGUGGUGAAAAUGAGUGGUAUGCAGUCGAAAGAGUCACCGGUGUUCUGUUAG
Messenger RNA from Salvia miltiorrhiza (redroot sage), 1269 nucleotides. RefSeq lists its product as uncharacterized. The coding region runs from base 1 to 1269 and encodes 422 amino acids. The record is from RefSeq and is a predicted model, not a curated record. The transcript has 3 exons. NCBI's taxonomy places the organism in Eukaryota, Viridiplantae, Streptophyta, Magnoliopsida, Lamiales, Lamiaceae.